Molecule: messenger RNA, 2271 nt
Organism: Trichobilharzia regenti
Lineage: Eukaryota; Metazoa; Platyhelminthes; Trematoda; Strigeidida; Schistosomatidae
Source: the annotation of a GenBank genome assembly
AUGAAUAUACCGAGUCCUAUUUUGGAGCAAGUCUUUAUAUACUUGGAUUGGAAUGAACGUUCACGAGCUGCUCGUGUGUGCAGGAAGUGGUAUUCUGUGUUCCGUUCUCCGAGUUUAUGGAGAAGAAUUGUGUUUAAGCCACCUUGUCGGCGGUUGACUAAACUUCAAUAUGAUAUUAAGGGUUAUCGUUUGUCAUGUUGUUUAAAGGCAAUUGGAUGUCAUAUUCGCAGCUAUAAGUUUCUAAAAAGUGAUGAUUUGUUUCUGCUCAACCGAACAUUGAAUCUCGUCGCGAAAUUUCUUGAAUACAAUGCCAAGUUACACAAGCGGAAUGAUGAACUUGAUAAAACAUGUUUUGAUUCAGAUGAUAAUGAGUAUUACGAAUCCUCCGUGUCAGCACGUGAUUUUUCACUUAGUAGAAAGUCAAGCCACAAUGCUGAUUAUGAAACAGUGUAUGGACCUGCUGGUUUUAUCAUUGAGGGCGAUCCUGAUGCUGAAGCUACCCUCCGGCUUAUAUUUGAACUACAAGAGCAUGAAGCUCAGCAAAAUACAUCCGAUUUUUCUCCUUCUGACGAUGAUGGGUCUGAACUGUUCGAUGAUUUUGAACAGUUCAGCUUGAACAGAAUGUCAUCAAUUAGCUAUCCUCCAUCUCAACGGUAUCACAAUAGCAGCCUACAGCGUAGUCAAAGCGCUCAGUGUCCUUCAACAGUACAGUCUUAUGCAAUCCCUCGCUAUCCACCGGUUGUUCACUCUUUUGAGUUGGAUUUUAAUGCUGAGGUUGAUGACUUACGCGGUUUUGUAUAUGGAACUGGAGGUGCAUUGUUAACAACAAUUAGUCGAGUUAUACGUCAGUUAAACAGACUUCGUCGUCUUCGACUGGUGGAUCUUUUUCUUGUUCCAGACGAUGCUAGACGGUUAGUUUGUGAGUUGAGUGAUGUUGUUUCACAGUGUUUAACUGAUCUCAACCUUCUUCAUUUCAACAAACCGUCAAGUGGUGCAACUUCAACAUAUCUCUGUGAUUAUGUACCAAGUUUUCCGAACUUUACCCUAAACGGCUGUCAAAAUAUUAGCCAUGCUUUAAACAGUAAUAACUCUGAGCACGUUGAUGAAGACUGGUAUCUUUUAGAUCCUCGUUGGCUUAGUGCUCGACCCCAUCGGAUUGCGGAUAAUCCUUUAUGUGAUUUAGCUAAUCUUUUUCCAAAGAUAACACGUCUUACUCUAAGCCCAACGCAAUUUACUGGUCCAAUGCUACUUCGACUUUUAUAUCAGACUCCAUUAAAGGAGCUAAUUUUAAUUCAAACUGAUUUAACAGUGUUCUCCGUACCUCGUACUGGAAACCUAACCCAUGUCCAACGAACAAUAUCAUAUGAUUCUGAUGAUUUAGGUGUAGCUUUCAAUGAGGAUCAUAAUUUCGAUCCUAAUGACUCUAUUAUGUCAGAAUUAAUUGAUUGGACAGAAGAUAUUCCACACCUUCGAAGAUAUGGUACUAGUCAAGAAACCUAUAAAUGGAAAGUUAUACUCCCAAACAUGUGGCGUGCAGCACUUUUCCUUCGCCCACACUUUACCGUUCAUUUAAAGUUAAAUCUAGUCGAAGAUUUAACUUGUUUGCGUUGGAAAAAUUCUUUAUCAGAGGAUAAGUUGAAUUCAAUACACAAUCUACUUUCAUUCUGGCCUCUUCCACCGGCACCAGUUACCUCAAUCACAUUAAUUCUAAACGGAGAACCUACAUUCAUCGUGGAUUUAAUUAGUCCACGUAAUCCGAUCAGUCCGGUUUCCUAUUCACAAUCACUCACAUCGUUGAUAAUAGUAUUAGAGCAUAUUCCUUCUGAAGUGAAUCCAUCUACUUCGAAAAAACAGUCUAAUGAAGUUUGUGAUGAUAAUUGUUCAAAUGGAAUAGAUCAUUUAUUACAAGAUUUAAUCAAGGCUUGUAAACAUUUAACCCUACUGGCUCUUGGUGGCUCUAGCGCAUAUGUACAUAUUUUAACUUUACUGGUAAUAUGUCAUCAAAGAAAUCAACCUAAUUGUACAGGUGAUGAAUACAAGUAUAAUCCAUUACAAUUGCUUGUUCAAAGGGAAUGCUGCCGAUUGGAUGGCGUUUGUCCGUUGAAUGUUCCAGCUACCAUCUCUGCCUGGUAUAGUACAAUGAUGUCCGAAUCAGUCUCGUCUAGGAUAAGAGUAGCAGAGUGUUGCCUGUGUACCGUACUGGGUCAACAUCGAUGGCAUUUCUUAACAAAUUCAGAAUUUAAUAACCAAUUGAGUAAUUACCUUUUCUGA